ACCAGUCCAUCAUGUAAGGCAACUAAAAUCUUCUUUAAAUGUCUCUUCCCUAAUCGGGUUUGAAUGGUCGAGUUCGUACAUGCGGAGAAGAAGAUAAUGGAGAGCAACGGAGAGAACAAUAAAGUCGAGAGACAAUCAUCAUCCUUCAGGCUUCGAAGCCCAAGCCUAAACGCUCUCCGUCUCCAACGCAUUUUCGACUUGUUCGACAAAAACGGCGACGGUUUCAUCACCCUCGAUGAGCUAAACCAAGCUCUCUCCCGUCUCGGUCUCGACGCCGAUCUCUCCGACCUCAAAUCCACGGUGGAGUCCUACAUUCAGCCUGGAAACACCGGUCUCGACUUCGACGACUUCUCCUCCCUCCACAAGACCCUCGACGAGUCCUUCUUCGGCGGAGCAGGAGAUUGCGAUGAGUCUUCGCCGGAGUCCGCCGCCGCAGAGGAGGCGGAUCUCGCGGAGGCGUUUAAGGUGUUCGACGAGAAUGGCGACGGGUUUAUCUCCGCUAGGGAGUUGCAGGCGGUUUUGAAGAAGCUUGGGUUGCCUGAAGGAGGAGAGCUGGAGAGAGUGGAGAAGAUGAUCGUCUCCGUUGACCGGAACCAAGAUGGUCGCGUUGACUUUUUCGAGUUCAAGAACAUGAUGCGCAUUGUCGUCAUCCCUUCUUCUUGAUUUUCAUUAAACAAGUUUAUUUUUCCGACAUGAUUAUUUUCUUAUUUCUUUUGGUUUUCAUUUUCUCAACUGAAUUUAUUUCACGUAAUUUCAAAAUUUAGAUAGAUUUAUUUUAUCUAUACACAAAACACUCGUUAUUUGUUA
Molecule: messenger RNA, 807 nt
Organism: Brassica napus (rape)
Lineage: Eukaryota; Viridiplantae; Streptophyta; Magnoliopsida; Brassicales; Brassicaceae
Product: calcium-binding protein CML42-like
Exons: 2
Coding region: 64-663 (199 amino acids)
Molecular function (GO): calcium ion binding
Source: RefSeq, a predicted model, not a curated record